CAUUUGUUGCCUAUAGGGAUGCCAAAUGCAUGCUUGUAUAAUGAGCAAAUGUAUCCUACUCCUCCUUUAACCGCAUCUCUUGAGUCGGAAGAUGGGGAUUCUUCAGGCAUCUCGGACUGCCCUCAAGACGGCCUCAUCGCAGAUGGCCCCCGUGCAAACCCCUAUCCCAGGAUCUCGAAAUCUGUGGAGCUUCUGCGAGAUUCCUAUGACUGCGUCGUCAUAGGCUCCGGAUAUGGAGGCUCCGUGGCUGCAUCACGCAUGGCCCGAGCAGGCGAGUCGGUCUGCUUGCUGGAACGAGGAGAAGAGAAAUGGCCGGGAGAAUAUCCUACGACUACCAUGGAAGCAGCGAAGCAGUUCCGUCUUACGGGAGACUUCACUCCGAGCUCCUUUGGUGGAGUUGCUGUUGACAGCGGAAACACCACCGGCUUGUAUCAUCUGUUCUUUGGACGUGAUCAGAGUGCUCUUGUCGGCAAUGGUCUCGGUGGCACAAGCCUCAUCAACUCGAAUGUAUUUCUAGAAGCAGACGAAGACGUUCUCAAGAUGGGCUUCUGGCCGCCCGAGAUACAUUACCAAAAAGUCAGGGACAUGCUUGAGCCAGAACCUUAUCCGGAAGACUGGCCAGCACUCAAGAAGAUGGACAUCUUUAAUCAUCAAGCCAAAGUCCUCGGGUUGGAUGACAAGCUCCGUAGAGUUCCUCUUACAACCCGCUUCCGGUCCGGCCCCAACAGCUCCGGCGUCAACAUGAAAGCAUCGACGCUCACUGGACAAGAUACCACGGGCGUCAAUGACGGAUCGAAAACCACAACGCUGGUGACAUACCUCGCCGAUGCAUGGAAUUGGGGUGCCGACAUGUUUUGUAAGUGCGAGGUGCGGUACAUUGAGAAAGUCCAAGAUGAUCGGGGCGGUUAUCUGAUCUACUUCGCCUGGCAUGGCCGGGGCCGCAACCGCUUUGCAGAAGAUGAUACCUACGGCGACUUGAUGUGGGUUCAUGCAAAGAAGGCCGUCUUUCUCGGAGCUGGUGCGAUUGGCACGACGGAAAUCCUGCUACGGAGCAAGCAGAUGGGCUUGAAUAUGAGCGACUGGGUUGGCCGCGGAAUGAGCGGCAACGGAGAUGUGCUCGCAUUCGGACACAACUGCGAACAAGAAGUGAACGCUCUCGGAAAGCCAUCGCCGGAUCCUGCAAACCCCGUAGGCCCAACCAUCACUUCUGCCAUUGACAACAGAAAGGGCCAUGAGAAUCCGCUCAACGGCUACAUUAUUCAGGAGGGCGCCAUGCCACAAGCUUUUUCCCAGCUACUGCAGUGUAUGCUGGACCUGAUGCCGGGAAGCCAUGCCCCUGACAUGCCGCUUCUCCAGCGAGCCCAGCAGGCGAUGGGUGUGUGGAAAAGCAGACUGCUUGGACCGUUUUCGAAGACAGGGACACUAAGCAACACUCAGGUAUUCUUGAUCAUGUCCCACGAUGGGAGCCAAGCAACUCUGAGUCUAAAGAACGACAAGCCGGUGUUGGAAUUCAUCGGAGUGGGGAAAAGUGACAGAGUCAAGAGGUUCAAUGCCAUACUCGAAAAGGCCACAGAUGCUGUUGGCGGCACUUUGGUGUACACCCCCUUUUACAACCUCAUGAACAAGCAGCAGAUCACGGCACAUCCUCUUGGUGGAGCUCCAAUGUCUUGGGACAACACGGGGGCGAACGGCGCGACAAACCACCUAGGCCAGGUCUUCAUCGGCAACGACACCUCAGAGACCCAUGCCGGCCUCAUCGUGACUGACGGGGCCCUCAUUCCUGCCGCGAUUGGAGUGAAUCCUCUUGCAACUAUUGCGGCCCUCGCGGAACGAACGGUCGAAGCGUAUGCCAGAGCGAACGGCCUCAACAUCAACGAGAAAAAGAACGAUGUCUUGGAUCUCUUUGGCAAGCCAGCCUACAAGCCAAGAGACCGACGCUCUUCCGAGACCUACUGUGAUUCUGGCCCCGAAGCUCCUGACCGAAUACUGAGCAUGGCCAAAAUGCUGAAAUUGAAGAGCAUCGAAUUCACAGAGCUCAUGUCGGGUUUCGUACACAAAGCCUCGUCAGACGCGGCAGUCGAAGACACGGCCGCCUUUGAAUCUGCCUUUCGCGCUGCCAAAGGUGGCGGUGAGGUUGGCAGAUUGCUUGUUAGUGCAACAAUCUUUGACAGCACCAGCCUUCGAGAUGAAUCUCAACCCAGUGGCAUGCUUACCGGCACUUUUGUCUGCCCCAGCAUCGAAGGAUCGCCGUUCAUGAUACUAAGAGGAGACUUGGGGCUGUUCAAGAAGAGCCAGAAAGUCACAGGAACCAGCAGGCUGACUUACGACUGCGAUAUGGUUGGUGCCAAUGGUCGACGCCUUCGUUUUCGUGGCUACAAGGUGGUUGAUGCCUCUGUGUCUCUGAGUCCUCUUCAGAUGUGGCGCUCUACUACAACGCUGUAUGUUGUCAUAACAGAAAAGGUCGUCCACGAGCAAGACUGCAUCCAUACCAGCCAGGAGCCCGACAUUCUGGAUGAUGACAUUGCCGAUUAUUACGAGGACAUCCCCAUCUAUGCCAGUGAAAAGCUGGUCGCAAGAGGCAUCCUGCAUCUACACCCAAUGGACUUUUUGUCGGAAAUGAUGACACUCACUCCUGCGGGCAGCAGUCUCCUCGACAGAGCCACAAACAUGUCCAAGUUCACGUCCUUCUUCACGUCCAAAUCUUUGUCCCACUUCUUCACGCCCCUGAACAGCCUCGAGUACCCAGAGCAGGGGUUUGUCUCCUAUAUCAACUAUACGCCUCCGUCACAAUCGUACGCUAUCGUUGCUGACGACGGAGUCGAAACUGAGCUGCAUAUGUGGGAGCCAAGCCCAGGUGCUGUUGCUACUAACUCACGAGGCUCUCCGGUCAAGACUGAGAAUCUCUUCAUGAUCCCCGGUGCGUCCGUUGACCAUCAGAUCUUUGCCCUGCCGACCAUCCCUUUCAACGCGGUCAACUACUUUACACGAGCUGGUUAUCGCGUAUUUGUUACUGUCCAUCGUAUUUGCCAGUUGAGGUCAACGCGGAAGCAGGCGUGGACAACAUACGAUUCGAGGCUCGAUAUCAAGUCAAGUCUCGAGAAGAUCCGCAGCAUUUACGGUGGCGGGAAGAUCUACACCAUUGCCCACUGCAUGGGAUCUGUGGCUUUUGCUUGCGGUCUCCUUGACGGGACCAUCCCAUCCGACUGGAUUCUGGGAAUCACCUGCAGCCAGGUGUUCAUGAAUCCGAUAUGGAACACUAUGAACAUGAUCAAGGCCACCUCACCCGUGGCUUUGGACAGAAUAUACAACUCUUUGCUGGGGGACUGGAUGGACUUUGACACGUCGGCUGAGGAUUCUGUGGCCCAGCGAGCUCUGAAUCAGUUGCUUCGCUUUUACCCGGAACAGAGAAACGAAAUGUGCAGGAAUGCUGCUUGCCAUCGUACAACAUUGCUGUUUGGGCGUUGCUGGAGUCACCAAAACCUCAACGAGGCGACUCAUCGGAACAUCGAUCGCUUCUUUGGCGGAGCGAGCAUGAAUCUAAUGAGUUUACUGAAGCGAAUGGGGAGCCGCGGCGAGGUGAGCACCAAUGCUCCCGAGUAUGAGGAGCUUACAGGGCCGCAGAACGUGGAGCGCCUCCGAGGCAUUCCCUUUCUGUUCUUCGCCGGCCAGGACAGCGGCGUCCUGUCCCCAAGAUCUACAGAGAAGACGUACGAGCGCUUGAUCGAUGCCUUUGGAAUAUCUGCCGGCCUUCCCGGCGGAGGCAUCCAGUAUAGACGGAGAGUUGUACCGGGUUAUGGCCACUUAGACUGUUGGAUGGGACGCAAUGCAUGGCGGGACGUGUUUCCGUUUGUUCGCGAAGAAAUUGACCGAGUUGUCCGAGGCGAGUCAUAUCAAUUCCGCCAACCAAAUGAUAGAUUUAAGCGUUUCAUGGAGGAUAUUGAGCUGCAUUAG
This is a messenger RNA of Trichoderma citrinoviride, 3951 nucleotides long. RefSeq names its product FAD/NAD(P)-binding domain-containing protein. Bases 19 to 3951 code for a protein of 1310 amino acids. The transcript has 6 exons. Gene Ontology annotation, molecular function: flavin adenine dinucleotide binding; oxidoreductase activity, acting on CH-OH group of donors. Lineage: Eukaryota; Fungi; Ascomycota; Sordariomycetes; Hypocreales; Hypocreaceae. The record is from RefSeq and is a predicted model, not a curated record.